This is a messenger RNA of Venustampulla echinocandica, 3474 nucleotides long. RefSeq names its product Cysteine proteinase. The transcript is spliced from 11 exons. Gene Ontology annotation, cellular component: cytosol; nucleus. Gene Ontology annotation, molecular function: cysteine-type deubiquitinase activity; protein binding; cysteine-type endopeptidase activity. Gene Ontology annotation, biological process: protein deubiquitination; regulation of protein stability. Lineage: Eukaryota; Fungi; Ascomycota; Leotiomycetes; Helotiales; Pleuroascaceae. The record is from RefSeq and is a predicted model, not a curated record. The coding region runs from base 1 to 3474 and encodes 1157 amino acids.
AUGAAUCCUGCCUUUAGUGAAAGCAUAGACUCCCCCAAUGACAUGCUUGUCGAUUCCGACGACCUGCUCGUCGACCCUGAGAACGAGAAAGACGAUGUCGCCAUCAUAAACCCAGACAGCGAUGCCGAGUCGAGUCUGCGCGCAGAUAACUAUGAGGCCAUGAGCGAUUUUGUACUUCCUCCGCUGCCAGAGGAUCCGCCGGCGCUAGCAGAAGGCCACCAUACCUGGCAUAUAGAACAAUGGAGGAACGCCCCGCGAAGGGAACAUGGCCCUGUCUUUGAAGUUGGAGGGUUUCCUUGGCGUGUUCUCAUGUUCCCAUUUGGUAACAAUGUCGACCACACAUCUUUCUACCUAGAACAAGGAUUCCCAGACGGCGAACCGCCGGAUGACUAUGUCUGCUGUGUGCAGUUUGGUCUUGUCCUCUGGAAUCCAAAUGCACCCGAAAUAUUCACCCACCAUACCGCACACCACCGGUUUACAAAGGAAGAAGGCGAUUGGGGCUUUACUAAAUUUGUUGAAUUGAGAAAACUAUGGAACACUCCUUGGGACUCAUCGGGUCGCUUGUUGGUGGAGGACGAUGCUGCAAAUAUGACAGCAUACGUCAGGGUAGUAAAAGAUGAGACUGGAGUUUUAUGGCACAACUUUCAGAAUUACGAUUCGAAAAAGGAGACUGGCUACGUUGGGCUUAAGAACCAAGGAGCUACGUGCUACCUGAACUCGCUCAUCCAGUCGCUGUAUUUUACUAACGCAUUCCGAAAAGCUGUAUAUCAAAUUCCAACACAAGAUGAAGAAACUCUUCAAAACUCCGCCUAUGCCCUUCAACGGCUUUUCUAUCAACUCCAAACAUCCAAUAAUGCUGUGGGAACGAAUGAACUCACCAAGUCCUUUGGCUGGGAGACGAAGCACAUUUUCGAGCAGCAGGAUGUACAAGAACUUUCCCGAAAACUUAUGGAACGGAUGGAAGAAAAGAUGAAAGGCACGGACGCCGAGAACGUUCUACCCAAGCUUUUCUGCGGCAAGGUUCGAACAUACAUAUCCUGUAUUAACGUUGAGUACGAAUCGCGCCGAGUGGAAGAUUUCUGGGACAUUCAAUUAAACGUCAGUGGAAACAAAACUAUCGAAGAGAGUUUCAAGGAUUAUAUCCAGGUUGAGACGAUGGACGGCGAAAACCAAUAUUUUGCGGGCGACCAGUUCAAGCUCCAAGAUGCGAGGAAAGGUGUCGUUUUUGAGAGCUUCCCAGAAGUGCUUCAUCUACAGCUCAAACGCUUUCAAUACGACAUCGACCAUGAUGCUAUGAUGAAAAUAAACGACCGUUAUGAAUUUCCCGAGACCUUUGACGCAACACCUUAUCUGUGCCAGGAAGCUGAUUUGACCGAGCCAUGGGUUUACCAGCUUCACGGCGUCCUUGUGCACAGUGGGGAUCUCAAUGCUGGCCAUUAUUAUGCGUUCAUCAAGCCGAACAAGGAUGGCUGGUUCUACAAGUAUGAUGAUGAUAAGGUUACAAAAGCUACGCUGCGAGAAGUUCUUGAAGACAACUAUGGGGGUGAAUAUAUCGUAAAUGGGCAAACUCAACUAUCGAAGAAUUCGACGCCUAUUAUGCGUCAGAACAGCGCUUAUAUGCUGGUUUACAUCCGCCAAACGCGGUUAGAAGAAGUUCUACUUCCGGUAGCCAAGGAGGAUACGCCCGCACAUCUCCAACGAAGACUUGAUGAAGAAGCAGCCUAUCGAGAGGCACGCAGGAAGGAGCGGGAAGAGCAACACCUUUAUCUUUCUGUCAAAGUUAUCACCGAGGAUACUUACAAGGCGCAUGGCGGAACAGAUAUAUGUAACUUCGAUGUAAGCCCCGAGGAUUCAGCAGCACCCAAAUCUUAUCGCCUGCUUCGGAAAUCAACCAUACGAGACUUGGCAGAAAAAGUUGGGGAAGACACCAACGUCGAUCCAAGACGGCUACGGCUUUGGUGCAUGGUCAACCGUCAAAACAAGACGACUCGGCCGGACGCCCCUGUUAGCGAUUCAAAUAUGUCCAUCGAAGAGGUCCACCAAAGACAUCUGGGAACCAAAGCAGGGGAGUUGCGAUUAUGGGCAGAGCUUGCAGAAGAUGUCAAUUCCGAGGGAGAGGGGAUAUGGCCGGGUCAACCGGUUAUCUCCAAUGGAGUCAUCCAUAAAAAUGACCUGAUACUUCUCUUUUUAAAAUGGUUUGACGCUGACGCUCAACAACUAAGUGGUGCUGGUCACAUCUAUAUCAGUAGGGAGAAGAAGGUCGAGGACCUUGUCCCUGUGAUUCUUAAAAAGAUGGGCUGGCCAGAGAGAUUACCUAGUGGCGACAAACUUCAACUGAGGAUUUUUGAGGAGAUCAAGCCCAAUAUGAUAGAACCUAUGAAGGCCAAGCAAUCUCUAAAGGCAGCUGAGAUUCAGGAUGGCGACAUAAUAUGCUUCCAAAAGGCUCCUGAUACCAAGAGUCCAGAAUCCGACCGAGAGAGCCCCAAAAACACCCAUUCGGAUCGGGUCGAUGACGCUCGCUUGUUCUACGACUUCCUUGUCCAUAGGCGGCAAGUUCGAUUCCAUGCUCAUCCAACGAGAAACGCGAACCCUGAAGAGUACGACCCAUUCAGCCUCGUGCUUAGUGCCAAACACAGUUAUGAUCAGGUUGCUGCAAAAGUUGGUGAUAAAUUAGGCGUCGAUCCAACUCAUCUUCGGUUUUGGACCGUGAACGCUACGACUGGAAAUGCCAAAGCCUCUGUCAAACGUGGUCCAAGUCAGACUCUACAAACCAUUCUUAAUCCAGCAUAUAGCACUUUCAGCAAUAAUAACCAAAGAGCUGAUGCGCUCUACUUCGAAAUUCUGGACAUCAGUCUGUCAGAAUUAGACACAAAGAAGUCCUUGAAAGUAAUAUGGCUUAGUGAAGGGAUUACAAAAGAGGACCAAUAUGAUGUCCUUGUCCCCAAGAAUGGCAAUGUGGACGAUCUCAUCGCUGCGCUCAUCAAGAAAGCGCAGCUUGAAGAUGAAACCACGGCCGGCCCUAUCCGCGUUUACGAAACCCACAGCAAUAAACUACACAAGGAAUUACCGCGAACUUACGCCGUUAUGAGUAUCACAGAUUACGUUCAGCUAAUUGCGGAACGAAUUCCAGAAGAUGAUCUGAAUGCGGCAGGGACUCAGUUCAUCCCCGCGUUCCAUUUCCAGAACGAGCCCAACAAAGCCCAUGGGAUACCAUUCAAAUUCCGCAUCAUGGAAGGCGAAAAGUUCUCGGAUACGAAGAAAAGACUCGAGAAACGACUUGGUAUUAAGGGCAAGAACUUUGAAAAGAUCAAGUUUGCUGUGGUGAAAAGAAGCUCGUAUUCGAAACCUAUUUAUCUCUCAGACGACGACGUGAUGUGGGAUGUGGCGACUCAAGAUGAUGACAUGCUGGGCCUUGACCAUGUUGAUAGAACGCGGGUUAUUCGAAACGGCGCUGGUGAUCUAUUCCUGAGGUAG